This is a messenger RNA of Cornus florida, 972 nucleotides long. RefSeq lists its product as uncharacterized. The transcript is spliced from 2 exons. Bases 1 to 972 code for a protein of 323 amino acids. The record is from RefSeq and is a predicted model, not a curated record. Lineage: Eukaryota; Viridiplantae; Streptophyta; Magnoliopsida; Cornales; Cornaceae.
AUGGAUUUUUCUCCUUUUGCUCAGAAGGAAAUAACUAAGUUUAUGUGGCUAGCAGCGAAGGAAGGUGUUAAGGAAGUUGCAUCAAUCAUAUCACUCCCUGUACCACAAAGGUCACCUGGGUCAGCCAUAGUCUUUACUGAGGAGGAUAAAUAUGUCCCUACCACGCACAACAGGCCAUUGUAUGUUACGGCUUCGCUCAAUGGGGUUGAGCUCAAACGGGCAUUUAUGGACAAUGGUUCGUCUCUCAAUAUCAUGCCUUUAGAAGUUUUUUGCCACAGUGGACUCCCAGACGAGAAACUUAUUCGAAAGCCAACUGAGAUUGCUGGGUUUGGAAGUAAUAUCCGGAGGAUCGAAGGGCACGUGACAACCGAGCUGGCCAUUGGAAAGUUCAAGGGUUCAGUUAAGUUUCAUGUCAUUGAUUCAGACACCUCUUACUAUUUGCUCAUGGGUCGAGCUUGGAUGCAUAAGUUUAGGAUUGUCCCUUCUUCGUAUCAUCAAUGCAUGAAAAGGUUCUGGAAUGGGAAGCAAGUUAUGGCGCAAAGGAGCUUUCGUCCAGAGCUCGAGUUGCAAAUCAAUGAGGAAGUACAAAGAUUGUUGCAAGCUGGUUUCAUCAAGCCUAUCCAGCACUCUACAUGGUUGGUAAAUGUCGUCCCGAUAAAGAAGAAAAAUGGGAAGAUUAGAGUUUGUGUCGAUUUCAAGGACUUAAACAAGGCUUGCCCGAAAGAUAACUUUCCAUUGCCCAUAAUUGAUAAUUUAAUCGACUCGACUGCGGGACACGAGAUGUUCUCAUUCAUGGAUGGAUAUAAUGGAUACAAUCACAUAAGAAUGGCACAAUGUGAUGCAGAGAAGAUGGCUUUCUGCACUCUUAUGGGGAACUUCCAUUUCACAGUUAUGCACUUUAGUUUAAAGAAUGCUGGGUUUACUUACCAGCGAGUCAUGACGGCAAUUUUUCACGACAUGUUGCAGAAAUAA